GAGGAGGCUGUGCACAGAGGGAGGAGACUCCUCAGAGCUGACAGUCAGAAGCAGCUGUGCUGGGAGCAUUUCUGGAGCCCAAGCUCUUCUCUCAGAGGGAGGACACCAGGACACAGCAGACAUCAGUCCUCAUGGAGCCCAGUUCAGCCCCUAUCCACAGAGGGCGUGUUCACUGGCAAGGGCUCCUGCUGGCAGUGUUACUCUUAACCAUCUGGAUGCCAAACUAUACUACCCAGCUCAUUUUUCAAGUAGCCCCCAAAGCUCCCAAUGUUGGAGGAGGUGUUCUGCUAUAUGUGAAUAACAUAUCUACGGAUGCAUCUGUCUAUUUCUGGUACAUGGGGGAAAGUAUCUACUCAAGGAAACUAAUUUUAGCACAUUCAUAUCGCAAGAAAAGAACAUACUAUGGGCCUGCUUACAGCAGUCGAAUGGAACUACUUGACAAUGGCUCCCUGGGAAUUCUCAAUCUCACAGCGAAGGACACAGGAUACUUUACCUUCCGUGUUAUGAAGAGACACUAUCAAACAGAAGAAUUAACUAGGCAUGUCCGAGUCUACUAUGUUCCCCUGCAAAAAGACCCAGGACCUACUAGAAAGGGUCCUGGCCAUAGUCUGAGUGAUCUUUAUAGACUCUCGGAGGUGCUGGGAGGGUAUAAGAUCUCCCAGGAAGUAGCUUGAAAGCAGGACCAAGAG
This is a messenger RNA of Erinaceus europaeus (western European hedgehog), 689 nucleotides long. Its product is annotated as carcinoembryonic antigen-related cell adhesion molecule 8-like. The record is from RefSeq and is a predicted model, not a curated record. The transcript is spliced from 3 exons. The coding region runs from base 132 to 674 and encodes 180 amino acids. Lineage: Eukaryota; Metazoa; Chordata; Mammalia; Eulipotyphla; Erinaceidae.